This is a messenger RNA of Selaginella moellendorffii, 674 nucleotides long. RefSeq names its product peroxiredoxin-2. Lineage: Eukaryota; Viridiplantae; Streptophyta; Lycopodiopsida; Selaginellales; Selaginellaceae. The coding region runs from base 75 to 566 and encodes 163 amino acids. Gene Ontology annotation, cellular component: cytoplasm. Gene Ontology annotation, molecular function: thioredoxin peroxidase activity. The record is from RefSeq and is a predicted model, not a curated record. The transcript is spliced from 3 exons. Gene Ontology annotation, biological process: cellular response to oxidative stress; cell redox homeostasis; hydrogen peroxide catabolic process.
UUCCCAUUGUGCUAGGGCAUUUCGCAUUCUUUGUGAGUGUUUCUCUCUAUCUAUUCCUUCCGGCAAUCCAGGUAAUGGCACCCAUCGGCGUGGAGGAGAUCAUCCCCGACGGCACGCUCUCCUACUUCGACAAGGAUGGCAAGCUCCAGAACGUUUCCAUCUACGCCCUAGCCGAGAAGAAGAAAGUGGUCCUGUUCGGAGUUCCAGGAGCUUUCACUCCUACUUGCAGCUUGAAGCAUGUCCCUGGAUACAUUGACAAGGCACCGGAGCUCAAGGCCAAGGGCGUGGAUAAGAUCCUGUGCUUGACUGUGAACGAUCCUUUCGUUGUUCGUGAAUGGGCCAAGACCUAUCCAGAGGAUUCGGCCGUGAUGUUCCUGGCAGACGGCUCCGCGACUUACACCAAGAGCUUGGGACUGGAGCUGGACCUGACGGAGCGAGGCAUGGGGAUUCGAUCCAAAAGGUUUGCUUUGCUGCUGGAUGAUCUCGUUGUCAAGGCUGCCAACAUUGAGGAGGGUGGCGACUUCAAGGUCUCCAGCGCUGAUGACAUACUUGCGGUUCUGCCAUAAGUACUACUUACUCAGUUAUCCAAAUAUUUGUUAUGUUACUUUUUGCAUGGUUUGCCGUAUUUAAGUUUAAAUGUUUUAGUGAAAUAUAUUACAAUAUUUAAAAGGCGA